CGACGCGUCGACGUCAAAAUUACGUCGACGUCAUAUUUUUGCGUCGACGCUUCGACACAGCUCGUCACACGCGCGUUUGAGAACAAAACAUAAAAAAUGGAGGACGAAACACCAACCUCCUCGCAUAAUUUCCAACAAAGGCCUACAAAAAGCCCCCCAAAAAGAAAAACAGCUCGCACUAAAUCAUCGAAGGUAUGGGAAUAUUUCAAAUUUAGUUCCAAACGUAAAGAUGUUGUUAUCUGCGCUAUUUGCCAAAUGGAGAUGGCAUACCACACCAGCACAUCAGCGAUGUUGGAGCAUCUGAAACGGAGGCACCCCAUUGUCACUCGUGAAGGAGACAAUAAAAAGACACAGCAAAGAACCUUGCAGUCCUAUCUUGGGAAAGAGACACAAUGCACUACACAGAAGGCAGCAGAACUGAGCAAAAGGAUUUUGAGAGUGAUUGUCAAAGACAUGAGGCCUUUGUCUCUUGUUGAGGGUGAAGCCUUCAUAGACAUGAUCGAAUAUGCCUGCAUAUUGUGUUGAACUCUCAGGAAUGUAUAUACUGUGCACUGCACAGUGUUUUUGUUUUGCACUACUCUUUUGAAUUUUUUUGAACAAGAGUUAUGUUGGUACUGUAAAAGAGUAAACAGACUGUAUAACAAUAAAAUCCUUUUAUUUAUUUUAUUUUGUGUAAAGCAGAAGAUUUUUUUGUCGUGCAAAACUGUUCCUUAAAGGUUGUAUCUUUAAAGUAUAUUAUUAAGAAUGUUUUUGUUAUUUAUUCGAGAUACAUUAUGGUUUUUAUUAAUCGAUAAACAGAAAACUAAUCGUUAGAUUAAUCGUCCAAUUAGUCGUUAGACUAGUCGACUAAUCGACAAAAUAGUCGACAGAUUAAUCGUUUAAAAAAUAAUCGUUUACCCCAGCUCUAG
Paramisgurnus dabryanus is the source of this 908-nucleotide messenger RNA. The record is from RefSeq and is a predicted model, not a curated record. Lineage: Eukaryota; Metazoa; Chordata; Actinopteri; Cypriniformes; Cobitidae.